GCAAGCAAAUAAAUUUGCAGUAGACAGUUAGUCAGCGUUCAAAUUCCCAAAAAAGCUGAAAACCACCAUGGCUGAAAGCUCUUGUAACAAUGGCGGAACCGAUCAGGUUCUGGUGGAGGAGAGAGCAAGUGUUAGAACAUUCAUAUUAAAUAGGCCUAAGCAGUUGAAUGCACUUUCUUUUGAAAUGAUAUCUCGGCUGUCAGAACUUUUCCAUGCCAGUGAAGGAGAUUCAAAUGUGAAGAUAAUAAUAUUGAAGGGAAAUGGAAGGUCUUUCUGUGCUGGUGGUGACGUUACAGCUGUUGUUCAUAAUGUUCGCCAGGGUAACUGGAAACUGGGUGCUGAUUAUUUCCGUGAAGAAUUCUCCCUUAACUAUUUGAUGGCAACAUAUAGUAAACCCCAGGUUUCUAUCCUUAAUGGAAUUGUCAUGGGAGGUGGACUAGGUGCUUCUGUACAUGGUAGAUUUCGAGUUGCAACAGAGAAAUCGGUUUGUGCCAUGCCUGAAACAGCUUUGGGACUCUUUCCAGAUGUAGGUGCCUCUUACUUCUAUUCGAGGCUUCCAGGAUUCUUCGGAGAAUAUGCUGGUCUUACUGGUGCUAGGUUGGAUGGUGCUGAAAUGCUUGCUUGUGGUCUAGCAACUCAUUUUGUACCCUCGGAGAGGUUGCCAUUUUUAGAACAAGCACUGGCUAAAGUCAAUACGAGUGAUCCAGAUGUUAUUUCUACCAUCAUUAGUCACUUCUCUGACACACCAAAGUUGAAAGCAGAAAGUCCUUAUCACAAGAUGAAGAUUAUUGAUCAUUGUUUCUCUCGAAGAACAAUCGAAGAAAUCAUAUCUUCUCUUGAAAAUGAGGCUUUGAACAAGAAGGAUGACUGGAUCUCUUCAACCAUCCAAUCAUUGAAGAAAGCAUCCCCAACAAGUCUUAAAAUUUCAUUGAGAUCAAUAAGAGAAGGGAGGCUGCAAGGUGUUGGUAGUUGCCUUAUUCGAGAGUAUAGGAUGGUUUGUCAUGUGUUGAGGGGAGAAUUUAGCAAGGACUUUUUCGAGGGAUGCAGAGCCAUACUCAUCGACAAGGAUAGAAAUCCUAAGUGGGAGCCCUCCAGACUGGAACUAAUUGGAGAUGAUGAUGUUGACCGUUACUUCUCCAAGAUAGACGAUGAAGAUUGGGAAGACCUAAAGCUGCCUCCAAGAUCAAACUUGCCUCCAUAUGCAAUUGCGAAGCUUUAAAAUUGACUUCUGAAGAUCUUGCAAUACUCUACAGCAUGUUGCCCUCUGUUCACCAGAUCAUUAUGAAGGGUCAAUAAUCAUUAUUAUAACUUAUCAUCUUUAUUGGUUAGUGGUACACCAAAUAAAUGCACAUCACUCCAUUGUAUGAAAUGUCAAAAAUCAAGCCUAAGGAAAGAUACAUUACUAUUACAAUACUUGCCAGAUGGUUGUGUAUACAGAUAUACACAUCAUCCCAUUGAAUUGAGAUGUCAAAACUCAAGCACAAAGGCUAGAUUGUACAAUACUAAAUAAUACCGUGCCAUUUAGUCUCUGUGUUCAGAGACAAUGUAUCGAUCUUAACUUGUUGCAAUGCAAGAGCUUGUGGAUUA
Molecule: messenger RNA, 1587 nt
Organism: Solanum dulcamara
Lineage: Eukaryota; Viridiplantae; Streptophyta; Magnoliopsida; Solanales; Solanaceae
Product: 3-hydroxyisobutyryl-CoA hydrolase 1-like
Exons: 14
Coding region: 68-1219 (383 amino acids)
Biological process (GO): L-valine catabolic process
Molecular function (GO): 3-hydroxyisobutyryl-CoA hydrolase activity
Source: RefSeq, a predicted model, not a curated record